Molecule: messenger RNA, 903 nt
Organism: Trichoderma virens Gv29-8
Lineage: Eukaryota; Fungi; Ascomycota; Sordariomycetes; Hypocreales; Hypocreaceae
Exons: 2
Coding region: 1-903 (300 amino acids)
Source: RefSeq, a predicted model, not a curated record
AUGGGGCAGCCUAACCAGAGGCCAUGGACGGAUUUGGCGCCUGCAAACAUUGCUGUGAAGCUCAGCCCAGCUCAGCUCCUCUGCGUAUCCGGUACCGCGCCCGAACAGCGACAAUUUGCCCUGUCGCAGCGUGUGAGCGGGCCGCCGUGCAGAGCGCCGGCCGUGGCCACGCUUCUCCUAAAGAGGAAGACUGAGAAGCCCACAAUUGCAGCGUUGGACGGUAAGAUGAGAACUUGGCGGCCGCCAUUAGCGGAGAUUGGGACAGGGCGCCAUGCAGUCGCGAUUUACUGGCCUAACAGAUGCCACGGUGAGCGAUACUGUAUCGGCACGGUGCGCGAGCAUGGGACGGCGCUGGACGACACUGGACGACACUGGACGAUGCUGGAUGCAGCCCUGAAGAAGACACAGUCCCCCCCCCGGCGGCCCACUAAGAUGCCCGCAGCAACCGCAGCGUGUGAUGGAGAGCGGCAAUGCGACAGUGCCAGCAGCCGUGCGCGCACCGUUGCUGCUUGUUCCCCCACUAACGCCCAGCAGUCGCUAGAGCCGUUGGCUAAUCUCGACAAGCACUCCACCCACACCUGGAUCCCCCCAAAAACCUCCCCCAGCCGUCCCUGCACGCCGGACCAUCCCCGACCUGGCCCAGCCAAACCAUCACGUUUAAAGGCAAUCAUCUCGCUUGAGCCCUCACCUUCUUCGGCCGGUACGUCGUUGCCGUCGUCGCCUCGCCUCUGCAUCGUCCUCCUGAUCGCGACAGAAUCGCCCUCACGAACUGCCUCGGCGCUGACACCGGCUGUUUGCCGCCACGCAUCGCUGCUACGAGUAUUUGGCGCCACGGCCGCUCCUCGCCUCGUCUCUGCCCGACUUGCGACCAAAAAGCACGGGCGCCCAUCGUCGACUCCCUAA